AUGCAAGAAGCGGUAAGCGAAACUACACAUGCAGACAAUAAAUUUAGCGACCUAUAUUUGGCAUGUGAAGCAAACGAUUCUGAGUGGGUGAAGAAGAUUUUGAGGAACUCUAACGUAUCGUUUGCGUCGCUCAAUGAUAUUGAGUCAAACGGCAGUACUGCUCUUCAUGUGGCAGUGGAACUUGGACAUGAAGCUAUCAUUCGAAUGCUUCUAGAUGAUUUUGGGGUUAUUCGUCAUCGACCAAAUCGUGACGGCUUAACAGCUUAUGAACUCGCCAAAAAUGAAAGCGUACAACAACUGUUUCACCGACCGUUACCAGACAGACUCUUGCGUUACGCACAAAGCGUGUCGGAACAAGAUGAUUUUCAGUUGUACCAAAUUGACUCCGAGGAUGAAAAUCAAACAGGUGUCAGUGAGCGAACUGAUGAUCAAUAUGGUGACACGAAUGAAGAACAAUCCGUGAAUCAAUCCAACGAUGUCAAGGACAAUAUCAGAAAUCAAUACAUAAGCAGUUAUUCGUCACCAAUUGAAAUAGCUAUGUGCGACGAAUAUCGGGUAUUAAAAGAAAAACUGAAAAACAGUGCUGGUAAUGGUAAUAACAGUCAAGGUGGUAAAACAAGAGAUGUACUUGAUGCAGAAGAAAAUGAAAAUGACGAUCAGGAACAUAGACAACAAGGUUCAUCGUUAAGUGCACAACCAAUUACACAAACACGAAUGAUCGUGGCAAGUAUUUUUGAAAAUAUGUUUAAAGAUUUUCAAAAUAGUAAUUGGACUAUUGAUGUUGAUCGAAUAUCAUUAAAUAUAGAUGGAGAUGAUUUUCUGGCAUUACUACUGUUACCACCAAAUGAUGGGACAGAGAGAGAAACAACAACAGCGGUUGACGCACUAAUGACAACAACCAAUGAUUUAACAUCGACUGGAAAUAAUUUAUUUGAAGAUAAAGAAAAUGUAACUGAUGGCGACCUAGGCAUUGUGGAAACGACGACAACAACAUUUGAUCGUGCUACAUUAGCUGAACAAAGUUCAAACAAUACUGGUAAAGUGGUUACCAAUAUGUCUGAUGUUUUUGUUUGGUUUAAAAACUGA
Didymodactylos carnosus is the source of this 1086-nucleotide messenger RNA. Lineage: Eukaryota; Metazoa; Rotifera; Eurotatoria; Philodinida; Philodinidae. The record is from the annotation of a GenBank genome assembly.